CUCCCCUUCCAUGAAGGACAAAAGAUCUCUCACAAGCAAAGGAAAGGAGGAAGUGAAACUGAAGGGGGGAAAAAACAGAUUCUGCAUCCAAAAUCCAUCCACUACGGUAGUCCACAUACUCUCUGCGUUCUGGCACCAUGGCCGGGCUGAGUGUAGUACUGGAGACCACCCACAAGAACCACCCGGGGAAGAAGCCGCCGGCGCAGAUCAUCAGCAAGGCCACCCUCUUGAUCCACGGCCCCAAGCAAAAGCACGUCUCGCCGCCGCCGCCGGCGAGCUCCUUCCUGCAGCGCUGCUGCCUGUGCCACAGGGAGCUCGCCGAGGGCAGGGACAUCUACAUGUACAGAGGCGACCGGGCGUUCUGCAGCGAGGAGUGCCGGCGCCAGCAGAUCUUCAUGGACGAGGACGCCGGCAGCAGCUGCUGCGCCAAUGGUGCAGGUGCCGCCACCGCGCGCGGCAGCCGGCGAGUCGCUGGCGGCGGCGGCUCCGUCGCGUACUGAUUGAACAGCCGUACGUGAUGAGUUUAGCGCGGCCAGGCUAUUGCUUUGGGCAGAACCAGAGAUCCAAGAGAGCAUUAAUCAUGGAGGAUGGGAUUAACAGUGGGUUAAGCAGAGUAGAUUAGUGUAGAUGAGUAUCUGACAGCUCAUCGCCGUGGGUCCGAGCGCACGCACAAGAAGAUGCUAGUGCUGCACGACCAGUACGUGGCAUCUGGCUGGACGUACCGGAUAAGAUGGCCAUGACUUGGACCCCGCCGCUCUUGGGCCCCACGUCUGAAGUGGAUCAGGAUCGAGCGAGUAAUUAGCGGGGAGCCUUUUGUCAUGCCUCUCACCUCCGAUAGAGAUUAGCUUUACGCAAGCGAAACUAACUGCGGUUAAAAGGUGGGUCGCUGACUAAGGCCUAUCGCUGACCGGAGUUAGAUCUUGUAUUCUUGUGUGUGCACCGUAUGUACAAGGUUGGCGGUAUCUCCGGUUCAUGGAGGUGGAAUGCCACUUCUCUUUUUCGUCCGUUCUUCUUCUUGGAUUCGACCUUUGCAUUCUUCCGUUGUGUCAAAUAGCUCAAUAUUCCGGUGAUGUUAUCGUACCAGAUGAUGAUCUUUCAGAGAGCUUAUUAUUA
This is a messenger RNA of Setaria italica (foxtail millet), 1113 nucleotides long. RefSeq lists its product as uncharacterized. NCBI's taxonomy places the organism in Eukaryota, Viridiplantae, Streptophyta, Magnoliopsida, Poales, Poaceae. The coding region runs from base 138 to 500 and encodes 120 amino acids. The record is from RefSeq and is a predicted model, not a curated record. The transcript has 2 exons.